This is a messenger RNA of Polistes dominula (European paper wasp), 2895 nucleotides long. It is a transcript of the gene Creld, whose product is annotated as Cysteine rich with EGF like domains. The record is from RefSeq and is a predicted model, not a curated record. Lineage: Eukaryota; Metazoa; Arthropoda; Insecta; Hymenoptera; Vespidae. Gene Ontology annotation, molecular function: calcium ion binding.
CGUUCCAGUACAUUUUUAUAUGAUAUUAUAACUAAACAAGACUGCGUUAACACAUAAAUAAUAUUAUUAGAUGGAACAAAGAAUAUCAUAAAAGUAUUGUAAAUUGUAUUGUCGACCAAUAUUUAAAGAAAAAAAAAAAACAAACAUAUUUAAACUUUUGCAGCGAAAGAACAUUACGAAAAAAUCUAAGUCAAUUCUAAUCUUAGUAAUGCCAUUAUAAUUAGAGGUAUUAUAUUUUGCCAUAUAUUUUUUUGUCCCGUAAAUAAUAUGGCAGAGAUUUUUACAAAGGCAAUUUUAGAUGAAUGAUGACGUUUGAAAUAUUAGUCCUGGUUAAUCUAUUAUUUAUAAUUAAUUAAUAUAUAUAUAUAUAUAUCAAACCAUCAUCACAAAAUCAUGCUAGAUUAAUAGUUCUGAGAUUUAUUUCAACAAAUCUAUAUAUAUAUAAAAAUAAUGUAUUAAGUUUACAUAGUACUAUAUUAAGUACAUAUUUAUUAACAAGAAAUAGUAUAUAUAAUAUGGAUAAUAUUAAAUUAGUGUUUGAUUUAAUUAGACUGUAGUUGCAAUAACUCUAUAGUGGCAUUUGAUUCCUAAUUUCUUAAAUGUAUAUUGAUAUAUAUAUAAUGUGUAUUAUAUAUUAUAUAUACUAUAUAUAUAUAUAUAUAAUAACACGUUGAUCGUCAUGUUACUAAAAUCAAGUCCUUCCUCCUAAACAAAAGCUUUAUGUAAUUGUGGGUAAUUCGUGUAAGUUUAAAAAAAGAAAAAACUCAAAACUAAAUCAAUUCACUGGGAAAAGAAAGAGUAUGAGUAUAAGUGCAUUUAUGCAAGGUGAAUUUCAGUCCUAGAAGAAACACCCACGAUUAUUUCAUAGCGAUCAAUGUGUUAAUUAAAACUCUCAAUGAAUCAUUUUUAAACACAAAUUGUCCGUAGAAAUAAAAGUUAUUUGAACUGUAGUCAUAAAAGAAAUACGCAUCCCAUUAAUGAAGAAGAUUAAAUAUAUCGUUAGUAGUAUUAAAAACUGAAUUACUUAAUACUACAAUUAGCAUUUAUUAGUAUUUCGUACUAUAGAGUUAGGAAAUAUAAUACUAUACAUAUCGUAAUAAUAUUAUAGAAAGAACAAAAAAAAAAAGAAAAGAAAAACAAACAGUACUUGUGUAAUAAAAAUUGUAAAUCCGCUUGUCUUCUUGUUAGAAGUCUACAAAGAACAUGUAGAAACUUAUGUAUAAUGUGUAAUAGUCCGCCGCAUUUAAUGUGAACCUCCCAUAUUGUACAAAGAAACAAAAAAAAAAUAUAUAUAUAUAUAUACAUCUAUAUUUAAGAGAUGUUAUUUUAGAUUUUAUACAAAAAUCAUUUAAAUUUUUAAACUACCAUUAAUUUAGCGCCUAUUUUUAAGUAAACUUCUCCGUUUACUUACCAGGUAGCGCUUAAGUGAUCGAAGCACCAUCUACCGUAAUUUUUAUUAAACUUCUUAUCAUUUCCUAAUCAAUUCGAUAACUGCGCAAACGCAAUCCUGACACAUGAACAAAAUUUUCAAUACCGCAUGGGAUGGUUACCUGUUUAUGUUUAGAUAAAAAAAUGUUUAUUAUUUAUUAAUUUAUAUUAACAUAGUAAUUUAAUGUUAUAUUAAGUAUCGUUUUUAUAUUAAGAAACAUAUUUUUUAAGUCAUAGAUUAUUAUUAUUUAAUAGUUAUAAUGCGCAACAAAUCAAUCUUAUUUAUCUUCCUCAUUGUUUUUAUCUUUAGUGAAAUCAAUUAUGUUAAAUGUAUUCAAUCUAAUCCUAAUAAAAGUGAAUUGCAAGCUGAAAAGUAUCCACCCUGUGCAGCUUGUAAAAUACUAGUUAAUAGUUUUAAAAGUGGUUUAGAACGUACAAGUCGAGGAAAAUUUGAAGGUGGAGAUAGUGCAUGGGAAGAGGAUAAAUUAGGUUCUUAUGCGAGAAGUGAAGUACGUCUCAUUGAGAUACAAGAACAUUUAUGUAAGGAAGUAGAGCGUGGUAAAGAUCAAUGUCAUUCAAUAGCAGAAGAAUUAGAAAAUAAGAUAGAAGAAUGGUGGUUUAAACAUCAGACCACCUACCCCGAUAUAUUUGAUUAUUUAUGUAUUGAACAAACUAAACGUUGUUGUCCAAAGGAUCAUUAUGGUCCUGAAUGCACACAGUGUGUAGGUUUCCCAGAUAAUGUUUGUAGCAAGAAUGGUAAAUGCAAAGGUGCAGGUACAAGGAAAGGAAAUGGUAAAUGUCUUUGCGAUAAAGGCUAUGAAGGAGAAACAUGCAAUGAUUGUGCACCUGGCUAUUAUGAAUCUUAUAGAGAUGAGAAUAAAUUGUUAUGUUCUACUUGUCAUGCUGCAUGCAACGGUACUUGCACAGGGCCAGGCCCUAAAUAUUGCGAGAUGUGUUCAAAUGGAUGGUAUAUGAUUGACGAACAAGGCUGUUUCGAUAUUAAUGAAUGUUUAAGAAGUGAUGAGUCUUGCCCAGGAAAUCAAUUCUGUGUCAAUAAAGAAGGAGGAUUUACAUGUCUAGGAUGCGACAAGGCUUGCAAUGGUUGUACUGGAGAUGGUCCAGAUAUGUGCAUUAAAUGUGCUGAUGGUCAUCAUAAAAAAGAUAACUUAUGUAUAAAUUCGGAUCUUCUUGGUCGCAAGAGACACGAAAAUUUUGCAAGAUAUGCAACUUAUCUUGGUCUUUGUAUAGCAACUUGUAUUAUUUUGCAACGGAACAUUUAUGCAGCUAGUGUUAUAGGAAUAUUAGUUGCUGUUUAUAUAUCAGUGUCUGAGUAUAUGAUAGCUCAUAGUAAUAUUCAAGAUACAACAGCCAAUAUGGAUAUCUUAGGACCUGCUUGACUAAAUCAAAAUAAAUAGCUUAAAUAUAUAUUAAUUUUAAUAAAUAUAUUUGUAAUUUGUAAUUUGUAUG